This is a messenger RNA of Calliphora vicina (urban bluebottle blowfly), 402 nucleotides long. RefSeq lists its product as uncharacterized. The record is from RefSeq and is a predicted model, not a curated record. Lineage: Eukaryota; Metazoa; Arthropoda; Insecta; Diptera; Calliphoridae. The transcript has a single exon. Bases 1 to 402 code for a protein of 133 amino acids.
AUGCAAGCACCCGCACAGCCUCAAAUGAAUGCUCUGAAUUAUUAUGGUGUCUCUUCCAGCAAUGACACCUACAGCAUACCCUUCAAACUACAAUCCUCUUCAUCCUCCUCCAAUCAUUCCUCUAAACUCUCCAAUUCAUCCAGCAAUUCGACCACUUCAUCCUCCCACACCAAUCCCUUAAUAAUACCCUCCACUCAUAUAAAUUCAUUGGCCUCGGCUGCUGCACAACCUGCAGCCGCUCAAAUAAAUUUAUCAAAAUUAUACAACAAUCAAAAUGCCUCCUCAUCAUCGAACACUUCAUCCUCGACCAUAAUAACGAAUAUUGCGCCGGGGCUUACAGGCCCAUCGUUGCUAUAUAAUCAAGAGAAACGUGAUAAAUUUAUAUUGGAAUACGAGUGUUAG